AUGGUGUCCCCUCACAGCAAUGGAUCCAGUGCUACAUAUUUCAUUCUGAUAGGUCUCCCAGGAUUGGAAGAAGCUCAGUUCUGGCUGGCCUUUCCAUUAUGCACCCUCUACCUUAUUGCUGUGCUAGGUAACUUGACCAUCAUCUACAUUGUGCGAACAGAGCAUAGUCUACAUGAACCCAUGUACAUCUUUCUUUGCAUGCUUUCUGGCCUUGAUGUACUCAUCUCCACCUCAUCCAUGCCCAAGAUGAUGGCCAUCUUCUGGUUCAAUUCCACUACCAUCCAAUUUGAUGCUUGCCUUCUACAGAUGUUUGCCAUCCAUUCAUUAUCUGGCAUGGAAUCCACAGUACUGCUGGCCAUGGCCUUUGAUCGCUAUGUGGCCAUCUGCCACCCACUACGCCAUGCCACUGUGUUAACGUUGCCUCGUGUUACUAAGAUUGGCAUGGCUGCUGUGUUGCGGGGUGCUGCACUUAUGGCACCCCUGCCUAUAUUCAUCAAGCGCCUACCAUUCUGCCGCUCCAAUAUCCUUUCCCAUUCUUACUGUCUACACCAAGAUGUCAUGAAACUGGCCUGUGCUGAUAUCCGUGUCAAUAUCAUCUAUGGACUCAUUGUCAUUAUCUCUGCUAUUGGCUUGGACUCAAUUCUCAUCUCCUUGUCAUACUUACUUAUCCUCAAGACUGUGUUAGGUCUGACACGUGAAGCCCAGGCAAAAGCAUUUGGCACAUGUGUCUCUCACGUGUGUGCUGUUUUUAUAUUCUAUGUACCUUUUAUCGGGUUGUCUAUGGUACACCGCUUUGGCAAGCGACAUGAUUCCCUUCUUCCUGUCAUCAUGGCCAAUGUCUACUUACUUGUUCCUCCUGUGCUUAACCCCAUUGUCUAUGGAGUGAAGACCAAGCAGAUCCGGCACCGAAUCCUCCGUCUUUUCCAAGUGAACACUGAGACUUCAGACCACUAG
This is a messenger RNA of Sorex fumeus (smoky shrew), 954 nucleotides long. RefSeq names its product olfactory receptor 51E1. Gene Ontology annotation, biological process: G protein-coupled receptor signaling pathway. Gene Ontology annotation, molecular function: G protein-coupled receptor activity; olfactory receptor activity. Bases 1 to 954 code for a protein of 317 amino acids. The record is from RefSeq and is a predicted model, not a curated record. The transcript has a single exon. Gene Ontology annotation, cellular component: membrane. Lineage: Eukaryota; Metazoa; Chordata; Mammalia; Eulipotyphla; Soricidae.